AUGUUCAAGCGUGCGGGCAAAGACCGUACCAGAGAGGCCAUCAGAUGGCGUGUGCAGCAGUAUGGUCCCGUCAAACAGUUUGAAGAGCACGGCAUCUCAUUCCAGGAUCUCUCCCCAGCCUUCGAGAGAGAGAUUGCAGCACAGACGCGCCGGAUUCUCUUAGGGCCUGGUCCUGCAGCAGCCAGCGAGACCGAUACUGCGAUGGUUCGGCAGAAGAUGCGCGAGGCGAGUCUAAUAGAAGCGGCAAAUUCGGCGCGUACAACAAGAGCGAAGAAGCGCGCUGCCUCACACGAUAUCGAAACCCGCGCACGGAAAAUGCAUCCAAAGACACCCGCGGGCCGCGAACGGGGUACAAAGACAAGUCCAUGGAAGAUAGUGGAGGAAGAGGAGCGGGUAGGAGGAACAACAAGUGAAAAGGUACAGGCCGACGUCAGGUCGACGGCUCAGGACGCUCUGGUGACGAGGAGCUCCGCAAGAUCCGCGGGUGGCUCACCGUAUGGCGCCAAGACACCAGAAAGCAUGCCCAUCGAUGCAUUUGUUGAUGGAGGAGCGAUAACACCAUCAUGUGCGAGCCCAAUGAAUGCCGGCGCUAGUCGCACUAUUUCCCCAGCCGAGUCCCCCAACGCUGCCGACGCUCCGCGUAGCCCUCGACGCGUCGCAGCAACAACACACACACCAAUCAUCGCCUAUCUUGAGAAGAGGCUCGAGGAUGCUAUCCGCCAGUCACAGCUAGAACAGGCCGGUAACAAUACCCUACGCAAAGAAAACGAAGAACUGCACCGCCACAUCGGGAAGCCCACGACUCCCAGCCAUGCUGCACUGCGCCAAGCGGCUAGUGAUCUCGAACUGGAGCGGGCAACACUCGUUUCCGAGAAGCUGACGAUUAACACGCGUCACAAAGAUGCUAUACGAUCCUUAGAAGGGCUUCUUGAAGCCAAGGCAAAGCAUAUCGGACAGCUACAAUCCCUCCUCAGCACCCUAAGAGGCCCUCAGCUGGUCUCCAGAUCCCAAGGCUACCCGGUCGAAUACAAUGCUGGCUCUCUCCACGCUAACUGGAGUCAGAACGCCGCUCGGUUGGCAUCUGACUGCCGAUCAUACGACAUGGCAAGAUCCCUCCGCGCUGAAGAGCAGGUACCCGUCAAGUUUGAGGCUGCCAUGCGUGCUGUUACUGGACUCUCCGUGGCACAAACCGGGAACCUGACGCUCGCUGAGUGCUUCACUAAAACCACGGCCAUGCCUACUGAUGUCAACAUGCAGAUUGCCUGUUUCAUGAAUCAUGCUCUACGAUGGUGUUUCAACACAGCGUUCCGUACCAGAGGGCUGAAGUCGGAGAAGUUGUACGAAAUGUGGCAGUCGAUUGCGUCACUCAAUGGACUCAAAUGUGUACGAGAACUAGACACCAUGGCCACCCUAGAUAAGAUCGGCAAUGAGUACUUUCGCAAGUACCAAAUACCGACGAAGGCCAAAAGCCAGAUGGCAAUCUUCAUCAAAGAGUGCCGCAGCUUCAUUCCCUGGCUCGAUAGUGCGGAAUUGCGUCCGAUGCUCGAUACGUGGCUGCAGUCCACCAUGGAGAUGAAGUUAGAGCUUCUUGUGUCCAGCCAACACCACAAACUCGCCUUCCCGCCACCUGGCGCCCCUUACGACAAGGACACCAUGGAAGGUCAAACCGAGGACGGAAACGGACAGGGUGCCAAGGAUAAUCCAGCUGACUAUCGAGUCAAAAUCUGCAUCUGUCCCGCGCUUUAUACAUGCGUCCCGGAACCAGAGCUACCAGACUGUGACGAACCUUCCUUCAAGGCGGAGAAGUACACAGAUGCUUUGCUCGAAUCGAGGGACUUCUUUCCUGAAGAGCCGGGCAAGUACCAUGGCUGGGAAGAAUCUGUCUUGGUAUCACGGGCUAUCGUCUUCGUCGAGAAGUGCCCUCAACAGUCUCAGGUCGUGCCAGAGCACAGUCAACCAAGGCAGACCCUCCGGCUCCGACUAUCCCCAAGCGUGGCUGAAGAUACUCAGGACGUGGCUGAAGGUGGCGAGGAUGGCAUGAGCAGUGAAGACGACGUUAAACAGUGA
Molecule: messenger RNA, 2067 nt
Organism: Alternaria incomplexa
Lineage: Eukaryota; Fungi; Ascomycota; Dothideomycetes; Pleosporales; Pleosporaceae
Exons: 4
Coding region: 1-2067 (688 amino acids)
Source: RefSeq, a predicted model, not a curated record